Molecule: messenger RNA, 2537 nt
Organism: Xenopus tropicalis (tropical clawed frog)
Lineage: Eukaryota; Metazoa; Chordata; Amphibia; Anura; Pipidae
Gene: c6h5orf22
Product: chromosome 6 C5orf22 homolog
Exons: 13
Coding region: 338-1660 (440 amino acids)
Molecular function (GO): nucleic acid binding; zinc ion binding
Source: RefSeq, a predicted model, not a curated record
AUAUAAGCGCAGGGACGCUUGACGCUACCGCUUGUGGACUGGCGAGCAAGGAACUGCAUAACAUUGUUUUAGAAGACUUACGGUAUGGUCAUCCAAAUUUUGGGAAAAAACCUUAUUCGGAAAAACUUUGGUCCCAGACAUUCAAGAUAACUAAUCUUUUGUUUGGAUUUGGAUGAAAUUAACCAAUGACCUUUUAUUUUACGCAACUGGCUAGAGUGUGCAAGCAACCAACGAAUUGGUCCAAUAGGAAAAAAGUAAGGGCAAAGCCUGGACGUGAUGAUGCCAUCAUCUCACUUGUGCAGAGAGGAUACCAUAAGUUUCAUACAGUCCUGUCACAAUGAGCAGCGAACAAUCUCACCGCCUACGAAAAUACAACAAUCUACCAGUCUGGGUCGUAGAGGAUCACCAUGAUGUCCUGCCCUUUAUUUAUCGAGCUAUAGGGUCAAAACACCUGCCUGUCAGCAACAUUAGCUUCAUUCACUUUGAUUCCCAUCCAGAUCUCCUGAUACCAGUGAACAUGCCUGCAGAUACUGUGUUUGACAAGGAAUCCUUGUUUAGUGAGUUAAGUAUUGAGAACUGGAUCAUGCCUGUGGUAUAUGCUGGACAUUUCUCUCAAGUAAUUUGGAUCCAUCCUUGCUGGGCACAACAAAUAAAGGAAGGCAGGCACUGCUUUCUGGUAGGCAAGGAUAAAUCUACAACUACAAUAAGGGUUACAAGCACAGAUGAUUACUUUCUGAGUGAUGGCCUCUAUGUCCCUGAAGAACAGCUUGAAAGCCCAAAGUCUCUUCAUUUGGAUGUUAUUUUAUUAGAACCCAUAAGAGAACAAGAUUGGGAAUAUAAAGAGAAAGGUGAAACUGUUGCUAAAAAAAUUAAACUUGAAGAAAGCGAUCAAGUAGUGGAAGGUUCUUCCUCAGGCAUUCAAUCAUCCACCUCUGAAAGUUCUGAAGAUGGUUUAAUGAAACCAACAUAUUUAAAUGCUAGCACAAAGACCAGCAAUGAGACUUGCACGCUGGAUUCAAGCAGCAAUCUUGCUAAGAACAUCAUACAAAUUUUGGAAAAAGGGACUGUUUAUGUUUUGGAUAUAGAUCUAGAUUUCUUCUCUGUAAAGAAUCCUUUUAAAGAAAUGUAUACUCAGGAUGAGUAUAAAAUUUUACAAGAGCUGUACAGCUUCAAAAGGCCUAGUGUGCAUUCUUUAGAGGAGGAAUUGGUAGAUUGUGUAGAGAACCGCGUUCAUCAGCUUGAGGACCUAGAAGCCGCUUUUGCAGAUUUCUGUGAAGAUGACAGUGAUGAGACUGUCCAAAGAUGGGCUUCUAAUCCUGGAAUGAACUCUCUUGUCCAACUCGUUCAUAGUUUGAAAAGUCGGAUGGAAGCCCCGGACUAUGAAAUGAUUCACCAAGCUGGUCUAACCUGUGAUUAUGCAGAGCUUCCACACCAUGUCAGUACAGAGACUGAGAUUGAGGGACUUUUGCAAUCUGUAAAAAAUCUCCUAACGUGCCUUCCAAAGCCAACACUCGUGACACUAGCCAGGUCUAGUUUGGAUGAUUAUUGCCCUUCUGAGCAGGUGGAUUAUAUUCAAGAGAAAGUUCUGGAUGUGCUGCGUUCUCUUUAUGGUUCAUUGGAUGUUCAUUUAGAGUUUUCCCCUGGCUCAUCAUCAGCCUAAUGUAAAGUCUGUAUGUUUUAUAUCUUAAGUGCCAUAAUGUGAACAUCAUGGAUUGUAUAAGCAAACUCUUUCAUGCAUGAAAAAUGUGUUGUCUAUACUGUCUAGCAUUGUACAUCCUAGCUUUAGUCAUCCAAUAGACGAGUUCUGCAACUGUGGGUGUAUCCUUGAAGUGUUUUACUUGACAAAUUAUCAAUUUGUACUGUAGCUGCUAACAUUUUAAAUAUUUAAUUGACCCCUGGCCAACAAUCGGGUCAUGUUAUGGGCUUGUACAGUAACAGUUACAAAGCUCAAAAAAAUCAAGAACUAUAUGUGGUGCUACCCUUGGCUUUAUGUUCCCAGUUAUUUAUAAAUAAUGUGUGAGAAUGCUGGCAGGUUUAGCUGUCACUAUCAUUAGCUAUCACUACAGCAGUAUAACCUAUAGCAGAACAAUAAGUCAUUGUUUUAUGGAUACAACUAAUAUGCUGGAAUCUUUACCUUUAGUGAUUUGCUAUAUAUUAAAGAACAACAUACAUUCUUAACAUGUAAAACCUAGUUUCGGUUAAAGCCAUAUAGGUAGUACUCAUGAUAUACAAAUAAAACUUGGCAUUUUUCCACAAUCACUUUACUCAUUUUUUGCAUUUGCACUCAUUUACAUUUCAUACUAGUGCCAUUUAAAUAUUCCCUUUAGAGGGCACUAUAUACUACAUUGUUAUAGCAAAAGGUUCUAUAUAUGUGUAUGAAGGUUAAAUGUGAAAUCAACCCUCUUAUUUGGUCUCAUAGCCUGCAGAGGGCAGUUUUUGGGGAUAAGAAAAUCAUUAAUGCAAAGGGGGCUGAGAACUAGUGUACCAGUUGUGGUAUAUUAAACGAUACUGACAGGCAAUUAAAAAAUUUUUUUACA